GUAUGAGUGGGCUCUUGUUUGAUAUCAGGCAGGCGGUGCUGAAUAUUGAGAGGUUGCAGUCCGCCAACUGCUACCUCCCUUUCUACGACGCGACGCACGACGGUCGCACUCCUUACACCUUCGACGUGAUCAACCUUCAGGACAAGCUCAUCCCCGUUCUCGCCGGCUCGCUCCAGCAGUCCAUCAAGCUCCUGCAGGCCAACUUCAAUCCAAAGACAGACGCCUACAGAGCUAUUGGCUCGCAGGCCCGAGGGGUGGACGUCUCCCUCGGUCUGGAAGGGAGCAACGCGCUUGGACUGCCGGUACCGAACACGCCUGCGAUGAGUCUGCUCUGGACGGGCGACAAGGCUCAAGACGACGUGAGCAAGUUCGUACAGGGAGCGCUUACCGCACCCUAUGUACACACAUACUCGCGCUUGUGCUCGAGGACCUUCUGGAAGUUUGACGAGGUAUUCGCCGAUGCGGAGAAUGUCAGGGGGGAUGUGCAGCUCUUCCCGCCUGCGACGCCCUCCCAUCUCGAAUUCAAGGGCGUCGCUGGCUACAAGGCGACGGCGGCCUGGGACAACCAGUUCGGCCCCGGACAGACGUGCGCUUCGCUGCGAGUGGAGGCUGCCGCUGUUCAUUACCAGUGA
Messenger RNA from Microstroma glucosiphilum, 632 nucleotides. RefSeq lists its product as hypothetical. The annotation marks the transcript as partial. The record is from RefSeq and is a predicted model, not a curated record. Lineage: Eukaryota; Fungi; Basidiomycota; Exobasidiomycetes; Microstromatales; Microstromataceae. The transcript is spliced from 4 exons.